Messenger RNA from Ipomoea triloba (trilobed morning glory), 2977 nucleotides. RefSeq names its product disease resistance protein TAO1-like. NCBI's taxonomy places the organism in Eukaryota, Viridiplantae, Streptophyta, Magnoliopsida, Solanales, Convolvulaceae. The transcript has 5 exons. The record is from RefSeq and is a predicted model, not a curated record. Bases 113 to 2656 code for a protein of 847 amino acids. Gene Ontology annotation, biological process: defense response. Gene Ontology annotation, molecular function: ADP binding.
AUCAAAGUGAAAGUUACGGUAUGGCUUUGGCAAAGCACGAAGAACGUUUUGGGGGAAAAGAUAAAGUAAAAAAAUGGAGGGAUGCACUCACUAAAGUUGCAAAUAUGUCAGGAUGGGAUUUGCAAGGCCUUGCCGCUAUGAAUCAAAGUUCAUUGAUGAAAUCGUUCAAGACGUCCUACCGGUAGUAAGUUGGAUGCCAAUGUUUGUUGCCAAGCAUGUAGUUGGACUUGAAUCUCGAGUUGAUCAUGUGCUCCAAAUCAAUUAUGGAACACAUGACAAUGAUGUUCACAUGAUUGGGAUAUAUGGUAUGGGGGGCAUUGGAAAGAGUACUCUUGCCAAAGCUCUUUAUAACAAAUUAUUUGGAUACUUUGAAAGGAGCUAUUUUCUUGAGAUAAGUUCAGAAAUUUUAGAGACAAAAAAGUUACAAGAAGAACUUCUUAGUAAGCUUCUUAAAAAGAAGAUUGAAGUUGGCAGUGAAGGUGAAGGAAAAAUGUUGAUCAAGCAUUGGCUUCAAGCAAAAAAAUGUCUCAUUGUUCUCGAUAAUUUGGAACAUAGAAACCAAUUUGAUGCAUUAUGUGGGGAACGAGAUUGGUUUGGUAAAGGGAGCAUGCUUAUUUUAACAACUAGAGAUGCACAUGUGUUGAAAGAAUUGAAUGAGUGUGAAUGUUAUGAAGCUAAGGCAUUGGUUCAUGAGGAGUCUUUGCAGCUCUUUACCCUACAUGCAUUUAGGGAGCCAACAUUACCAAAAGAAGAUUAUGCUGAGGUUUUAGAUGGCAUAGUGGCUUAUUGCGAGGGGCUUCCAUUAGCUCUUGAAGUGAUAGGGAGUUUUUUGUCGGACAAAUCUAAGGAGGAAUGGAUUAGUGCGUUUGAAAAAUUGAGAAAAAUUCCUCAUAAUGAUGUUCAAGCUAAACUUAAAAUUAGUUAUGAAGGACUUCCAGAUGACCAUACCAAAUCUCUUUUUCUUGAUCUUGUUUGUUUCUCCCGUUGGAUUUCUAAUGAGACUAUUAAUGCCAUGGGAUAUUUUUCAGUCAUUGAGAUUCGAAACUUAGUUGACAAAUGCUUGAUAAAGUACUCUCGGCCCUUCUGCUGGAUGCAUAGCUUAAUUAGAGAGAUGGGAAGAGAAAUUAUUUAUUCAGAGUCUCCCAACAAACCAGGUGAACGCAGUCGAUUGUGGUGCCCUAGUAAUAUUCAUGAUGUUCUUAUAGAACAAAAGGGUACGGAAAAGAUUGAAAUGAUUGUAUUAAACUCUCCAAUGAAAAACAUGGAGUAUAUAUACAAUACAAAAGCAUUUAAAGACAUGAAGAAUUUAAAAUUUGAUGGGAUCAACUUAGAAGGGAACUUUAAACAUCUACCACGCAAGGCACUUAGAUGCUUGCAAUGGUAUCACUGUCCUUUGAAAUAUAUUUCAAUCAAUUGUGUUUUUGAGAAGCUCGUGAAGUUGGUAAUGUGGGAGAGCAACAUUAAAGAAUUUGGAGCCCCACUAAAGUAUUUUCAAUGUCUCGAGUCUUUGGAUCUUGGAUGGUGUAAACAUCUCACAAGGACUCCGGACUUGAGCGGUGCUAAAAAUCUUCGGAAGCUAUCAUUUUGUGGAUGCUCAAGUUUGGAAAAGGUGCACUCUUCCAUUGGAGACCUGAGAAUGCUAGUUGAAUUAAAUUUGGGGGGAUGUACAAGGCUGAAGAAAAUUCCAAAGAAGUUUUGGCAUUGGCAGUUGAGAUCAGUAGAAGAUCCAUCUUCAUCAAAAAUAAAAGAAUUUGGUGAAAAUUCGGGGAUGUUAACCUCAUUACGAAGGUUGGAUCUAAGAGAAACAAAUAUUCAGAGCCUGCCCUCCAACACCUCUUAUUUGUUAAAGCCUCCUAAAUCAAUCUCAAAUUUGAGGAGGAGCUUCUCCCACAAUGACUACCUCAAACUAGUCCCACAAUUUCCUCCUAAUCUUGAGGAUAUUAUUUUAGAGGACUGCCAAAACCUGGAAGUAGUCUCAGCAACACUUCCUACUUGCCUUAAGGAGAUUAUUUUAAAUGGCUGCACAAACCUAAAAAUGUUGCCUAAACUUUUUCACACUCUUGUGAAUAAUAUUUAUUUAGAUCACUCCAAAAACCUGGAAGUAGUCUCAGCAACAACGCUUCCUACUUGCCUUGAGUCGAUUUCUUUAUUUGGCUGCACAAACCUAAAAAUGCUGCCUGAACUUCCACACACUCUUGCAUAUAUUUGGUUAAAAGACUGCAAAAACCUAAAGAUGCUCCCACAACUUCCUCAAAAUCUCCUAUCCCUUUAUGCUAUCAAUUGUGAGUUGCUGGAAACAGUACACUUACCAAAGAUGUUGACAUAUGUGAAUCUCACUCAUUGCAAAAAAUUAAAGGAGAUUCAAGGCUGGGAGAAUGCUCAUUUUUUAAUGGAAAUCAAAUUAAGAGGUGUUCCCUGUAUCAAGUUUUCAGAAAACAUAAAUCAGGUUUUAAAAGUUUCCAAGUGGAAUUGCAAUAUUGAAUUUGAAGGAAAUCUUCCAAAUAAUGAAACUUUGAGUUGGAUUAAGUUUGAGGAAAAUGGGUCAUCUUUCCAAUGGCCGCCAUUAAUAUCUAAUUUGGAAUUUCUUGGAAUUUGCAUUUGGGUGCUGAGCAAACUAUGUUGUGAAUCUUUGUGUGUUAUAUUACAGCGCAAUUGAAAAUGAUGGCUUCGGAGUCUUCUAUCGCAGUACUCGUCUGAUCAUAUUAUCUGGAUACGAAUUAUUAGAAGAAGGGGGAAAUGAUCUUUCACUUGUAGAUUUCAUUCCAGGCCAUUUCUUUAAAGAUAUAAAAACUGGAGAAAUCUUUAAAGUUAUUUCCAAAUUUGAAGAUGCUAAAAAAGGUAUGAUCAAGAAAAUAAGAGUUGAAGCGUUGUUUAGAGAUAGAGAAGAUGGCUUCCUACAAUUUUUACCUCUUACUAAACUUGACUCCAACACACAAGAAGAAAAAGAAGAAGAGGACUUUUGAAGCCCGCCCCAAAA